GAUGUAGAUGAGUAAAAAGUAAGUGGAAUAGCAGUCAGCGACCAACCAACAAAGCGUGCUUCGCAAACUCCUAAGAGCUACCGAAAAAAGGCCAAACAAAAACUUACAAGUUUUUGAAAACUUCGAAAAGAAAAUCAAAUAAUUCAUUUUUUUGACAAAACCCCCGUUUUAUAAACACACACACAUUUAAAAUGGCAGAUGCAGGAAGCGAUAAUCCAAUCUACGGACCCUUCUUCGGUGUUAUGGGAGCCGCCUCAGCUAUCAUCUUCAGUGCUUUGGGAGCCGCCUAUGGUACAGCCAAAUCUGGUACUGGUAUUGCUGCUAUGUCAGUUAUGAGACCAGAAUUGAUUAUGAAAUCUAUCAUUCCCGUUGUUAUGGCUGGUAUUAUUGCCAUUUACGGUUUGGUCGUAGCUGUCCUUAUUGCUGGUGCUUUAGAUGAACCAUCAAAAUACUCCCUAUACAAGGGUUUCAUUCAUUUGGGUGCUGGUUUGGCUGUAGGUUUCUCUGGCUUAGCGGCUGGUUUUGCGAUCGGUAUUGUGGGUGAUGCUGGUGUAAGAGGUACUGCCCAACAACCACGUCUUUUCGUUGGUAUGAUCUUGAUUCUCAUUUUCGCUGAAGUCUUGGGUCUGUACGGUCUCAUUGUUGCCAUCUACUUGUACACAAAAUAAAUUCAUAAUACAAACAACAACAACAACAACAAAAACAAAAACUGCAACAGUUUUAACAACAACAACAACAAGAAGAAGAAGAAUAGCAACAAGAGCAUUAACCUUAAUAACAGCAACAACAACAACAACAUCUUUAACUUUAUUAUUAAAUUUUAUGUUUUUUUAAUAAUAAAGUAAGUCCAAGGACCUGUUUUAUAAACUUC
Molecule: messenger RNA, 871 nt
Organism: Lucilia cuprina (Australian sheep blowfly)
Lineage: Eukaryota; Metazoa; Arthropoda; Insecta; Diptera; Calliphoridae
Gene: Vha16-1
Product: V-type proton ATPase 16 kDa proteolipid subunit
Exons: 4
Coding region: 192-668 (158 amino acids)
Biological process (GO): proton transmembrane transport
Cellular component (GO): proton-transporting V-type ATPase, V0 domain
Molecular function (GO): proton-transporting ATPase activity, rotational mechanism
Source: RefSeq, a predicted model, not a curated record